Parnassius apollo (apollo) is the source of this 423-nucleotide messenger RNA. The record is from the annotation of a GenBank genome assembly. NCBI's taxonomy places the organism in Eukaryota, Metazoa, Arthropoda, Insecta, Lepidoptera, Papilionidae.
AUGGCGGUGAAAGAGGGUGCGUGGAGUGAUGACCAGUCAGUUUUAUUGAUAGAGGAAUACAAAACAAGGGAAGUUUUAUGGAACCCUCAAAAUGAAAACUUUUAUACACAAAAUUUAAAGAAAGAUGCGUGGGACGAAAUCGGAAAUUUAUUGAAAAAAACAGCAGAAAAGUGCAAUAACAAAAUGACAAGUCUUCUCUCUUCUUACCGCCGUGAAAAAGGAAAGGAAAAAAAAUCCAAGGGGACUGGAAAAGGAGUCCAUUCAACGCUAGUCUCCAAAAACAAUGCCACCGAAGCCACGCAACAUGAGUUUACCCCUCCAGCACCACCAAAUGAGCAUGGUGUACAGGAAGCGAAACGAUCCAGAAGAGACGAAAACAAUGUUCUUACCGAUGUAGUGGGGAUAUUGAAAACAACUGCAUAG